AUCUUCUGUCGCCAAGGACCUCUGGUAAUAAAUGUUCCUCUGCAGUUUGUAGGGACAGUUUAUAACCAGAUGUACCAAAUCAUCAGGCGUUGCAUUCUCUAUUCAUAUUUUCAGGUGACUAGUACUUGCUCGACAGCAUCAUCCAUCUCCAGUCGAGGGAGGAUCCGCUCACUCGGCUCGACAGAAGCAUAUCCUGUGCAUAUUCACGUUAAGUCUGUUGUUCGUACCACACAUCGCGACGCUGGUUGACAACGAGACGUACAAGGGAGCGAUGUCGCAUGAGGAGCUUAUGGUGGGGCUAGUUUUCAUUUUUGAAUACUAAUAAUGGGUUUACUGGCUGGUUUGUACCUUAAUGGGUCAGCUUUAGACGAUAAUGCGGAGUUAGUGGUGAGCGAGAAGGAGGCGGUCUGGGAUUCUGGUCCUCCUUACGUCCAUUGAAUGCAAGUGCCGGGCAAGUUGUCAACAUUGCUGUCAAGAUUCAUUGUCAGUCUCUGUCUUUGGGGGCUGGACUGACCACCACUGGAUGCUUCCCGAGCAAUCCCCCGCCGGGCUGAAGCGGACACAUUGUAACUCAGCUCUGUCUGGAAGGGGGCGUGACGAUCUCGCCGGCUUAAGAAUCGACUCAAUUUGCCCAGAGACAACGCUGUUGGUUUGUUGAUCGGUGGCAUCCUGCGAGAGACCGCGGAGAUUCACACACAUAUUGCCUUAUUAGCCGAGCAGAAUUCAAAGCAAGUUUGUAGGCGCCGUGGAUAAUGGCUCUGGCGUGCUGCCAUUGAGUGCUAGUGGAGAAGGGAGCUGGGUGGGAGCGCAGAGUACCAGGCCGUCUUUUCGGGUCUGGCAAUUUUGCGCUUGUGCUUGAGCUACCGCGAUGGGGACUUUAUCUGACACUUCUUAUGAAGCCGCUGUGGAGAAGCUCAAUACGCUUAUUCACAGAAAUGAUGGUGAUUUGGGUCCGGAGAUGAGACGAAGUUGGGAGAAUAAUUUCAAAAUGACAUUCAAACACAUAAAGAUUCUAGAGCUGGAAGAGCCUGUGAAGCGGCUGAGUAUUAUACAUGUCGCCGGAACGAAAGGAAAGGGUUCAACAUGUGCGUUCUCGGAAAGUGUAUUGAGAGAGUCUGGUUUCAAGACAGGACUAUUUACCUCUCCGCAUCUUCUUGACGUUCGGGAAAGAUUCAGGUUUGAUGGGCUCAUGGUUUCCAAGGAGUUGUUCGCCGAGUCCUUCUGGCAUGUUUAUAAUCGUCUUGAGGAGCAUAAGGACACUGCCCCAGUGCCAGGGUUCUUUCGUUUUAUGCUUUUGCUGGCCUUGCAAAUGUUCACUUCCCAACGUGUUGAUGUCGCUAUACUGGAGGUGGGUUUGGGUGGACGACUAGAUGCAACAAACGCGAUCAGAGCUCCAGCUGUUACUGGAAUCUCAUCAUUGGGGUUGGAUCAUUGUGAUCUUUUAGGUAACACUAUAGAUCUGAUUGCCGGUGAAAAAGCAGGCAUUUUCAAGCCGGGUGUACCAGCAAUAACAGCUCCUCAACCAGAAGAGGCCAUGGAAGUACUUAGGAAGAAGGCAGCGGAUCUAGAGAUACCUCUUGAAGUUGCCCCUCCUUUAGAAACCUAUGGGUUACAUAACUUGCAACUGGGUUUGAAAGGAGAUCACCAACGGUUGAAUGCAGCACUUGCUGUUGCGUUGUGUAAGACCUGGGCAUGGCGGACUGGAAAUGAAGAACACUGGAGAUCGGCGAUGGUGACGGGAGGUCUUCCAGAGUCCUACGUGAGAGGUCUUGAAAAGACGCGUUGGCCAGGACGAGCUGACAUUGUGGAGGAUAAUUUAGAUCUUCGCGACGAGGAGCCCUCAUUAGAAAAAGGGAGCUUCAAAUUCGGGAGGCUUCAGUUUUUUCUGGACGGAGCACAUAGUCCAGAGAGCAUGGAGGCUUGUGGCAAAUGGUUUUGCGAUGAAGUAGAGGUUGAUAAAAAAUUGAAGAAGGCAAAUAACAAAUUAUCGAAUGGCAUUACAAACACAAACGGGGACGUUAUUUAUCAGCGGGUACUACUCUUCGGUUGCAUGCCAAGGCGAGAUCCCGUGUCACUUCUACCUCCUCUUGUGAACCUCUGUUCCCAGCAAGGGCUGCCAGUCGAUAUGGCGAUUUUUGCACCUCAAUCAUCGAGCUACGUCUCUAUCACUCCGAUUAAGAACGCGCCUAAAGCUGAUUUUUCAUGGCAACUGACCUUACAGAACCACUGGGAGUCAUUAAGGAAAUCAAAGCUAGAAGAAGGUAAUAGACUUUCUACAGCAACUGGGGCAGGCAGCAUGGAUUUGUUAUCGAGCCUAGAGGAGAAGAAAGGAGGUUGUCAAUCCAUCGGUCCCUCGAGUGCUGUUAUGGCAUCGUUGCCAGCAACGUUAGAAUGGUUAAGGUCUUGCGCCAGACGACAUCCCCAAAUGCACAUCCAGGUGCUGGUGACCGGUUCACUUUACUUGGUAGGAGAUAUGUUGAAACUUCUCAAGCACUAAUGGCUGAGUAAUACUCGUGUACUUUUGUUUUGCGCACCCUUGCGGGUAGCGAAUGUGAAGAGCUGUUGCAUAUCCUCAAAUAUCCUGAAGCUCGAAUGCCAUUACAUUUGGAGAACCCCGGAUCUUUAGAAUCCCAGCGGGUCGGAAGCAUCUGUUUAGAGAGCAUCUGUCGAGCAGACGGGUCUUUGUAUACUUACCCCAAAGAUGUAGAUUUAUUUGAGACUUCUUCAUUGCGAAAAGAAUGCAGGAAACUGGAUGGCAAUCGACGGCCUUGGAUAGAAUCGAAAUAGGGCUAGUGCUAUUAGAAGAACCAAGUUGUAAUAGGAUGAAUUUUGUUCCAAUUUUUUGAUAUAACCAAAGACGCAGGAAUUCUGUGAUUGCUCUUUUUCUACGCAGGACUUACAAUCUGUAAAGCGUCUUGUGGUCUCCGAAUAACCCGACCUUCUCCUCUCAUAGCCAGACUCCAGAGACUGCUUGUAGACUGCCACCUUCUGUAUACAAGUACAAUUUUUAAACAGUUGCUUAAUAUUAUUGCAUAUGUGAAGGUGGUGAUACCCGAAUUACUCUGG
Molecule: messenger RNA, 3066 nt
Organism: Marchantia polymorpha subsp. ruderalis
Lineage: Eukaryota; Viridiplantae; Streptophyta; Marchantiopsida; Marchantiales; Marchantiaceae
Source: the annotation of a GenBank genome assembly